AUGGAAGACUGGCUCGCUGACACGGUGAAGAGCAUUCAGAUGAAGGAUGGGGACUCUAUUCUUGAGAUCGGCUGCGGGACAGGCAUGAUUUUAUUUUCACUCGAAUCACGUGAAUCAUACCUUGACGCUGAGUUUCUGGAAGACGUCCUCAAGCGUGCCAUACAAAACGGGUAUCGUCACUUUGACGAAUCAGAAGUUUACACAACGGAACCCGUGCUGGGACGUGCCCUCAAGGCUUUCCCCAACAUCCCUCGGAGCGAGCUAUUUAUCACAAGCAAAGUCCACCCUUGGAUGGGAAUCAAAGACAAGGAUGUCGAAGGGGCCCUUCGUAAGAGUUUGGAGGCGCUUGGACUCGAUUACGUUGAUCUAUACCUGAUACACACCCCGUUUAUGGAAAUCGGCGGUCUCAGCCUCGAGGAGGCGUGGGCGAGCAUGGAGGCCGUCAAGGCCAACGGUCUCGCCCGCCAUAUCGGCGUCUCCAACUUCCGUCCGAACUCUCUGGAGCGUUUGCUCAGAUGCGCGAGGGAGAAGCCGGAAGUGAACCAGAUCGAGCUGCACCCGUACCACUACGAGCAUGACACGGUCGAGUGCUGCCGCGGGCAUGAUAUCAGGAUCGCAGCCUAUGGCCCACUCACGCCGGUUGGACGCAGCGCGAACGGUCCCCUUCGUCCGAUCCUGGAUUCGAUGGCAGGGAAAUACAAGGUGACGCCUGGCCAGGUUCUUCUCAAAUGGCAGCACCAACAGGGCUUUUUGACGAUCACGACGACGACGAAAGAUGAAAGGCAGAAGGCGCAACUGGUUCUUGAUUUUAGUUUGGAGGAGGGUGAUGUUCGGUUGAUCACGGAGGAAGGCGCCAAGUUCCCACAACAACUAUGUGGGUGGGGCACCGGCUCCCCCAGAGAAGGCGAGACCAUAGACUACGAAGAGCUGCUGUCGAAGAGUUUAUAAAGUUGUAUUUUUUCGUAGAUGGCAUUCUCUGAAGGUUCGAACAUAGGAAACAAAUUAGCUGAAAAAGCGUGUGGGGGC
This is a messenger RNA of Serpula lacrymans var. lacrymans S7.9, 1026 nucleotides long. RefSeq lists its product as uncharacterized. NCBI's taxonomy places the organism in Eukaryota, Fungi, Basidiomycota, Agaricomycetes, Boletales, Serpulaceae. The coding region runs from base 1 to 948 and encodes 315 amino acids. Gene Ontology annotation, cellular component: cytosol. The transcript is spliced from 4 exons. The record is from RefSeq and is a predicted model, not a curated record. Gene Ontology annotation, molecular function: aldose reductase (NADPH) activity; oxidoreductase activity, acting on NAD(P)H as acceptor.